CAGUGUGAAAUUUCUUUCUUGCGUAAAUUUUCUUAGGUCGAUAUUCCUUUAAAAGUCAUAAGAACUGUUUUUGAUCUGACCCGUUUAUUAUUACAGUGUUGAAUUACACUAGUACACGAGGAUUAUUUCAACAGGUUAAGAUGACUAAUAAAGAGGAAGAGCAGCUUCUCCAGGAUGCAUCAACCUUGCUCAUGUUUGCCAAUGUAGCAGCAAAACAGCAAAAUCAACACACGAUACGACAAGUGUCACCACCACCACAGGCAUCAUAUCCGCAGCAACAACAGCAACUUCAACAACAACAACAACAACAACAACCCCAACCCCAACCCCAACCAGUUCAAUCUCAACAAAAGCAGCCACAACAGAGCCCCAUGGCUACAUUCUCCGAACCAGUUCCAGCUUCAGCCCACUAUCCACAACAACCACAACAACAGCCUGUUCGCCCACAUAUACGAGAGUCACCACCAUCUCAGCAUAACCAGUUUCCCCUCCCGCAGUAUACUUUCCCAGUGAUGUAUGCUGGUCCGCGACCUCCAUACAGUUUGCCACAGCCACAACAACUGCAAAUUGCACAGCCUCCAAUACAAAUUCUCCAACCCCAAAAACCACCCACACAAGAUGCUGCAGUAAGAAAACAUUCUCAUCCUGAACAAACGAUUCAUGAUGUCACUCCCAGACAACCACAUCGAAGCUCCAUAAGUAUAUUGAUGAAUACCCCUGAACCAAAUACUGAAGUGAAACAACAAGUUCCUCCACAAACACAACCACAAGUUCAAACCAAUGCCCCAGGUUUAUCACAAACCGAGCAGAAGCAACCACCACAAAUGCAACCGUUCACCCAUAUCAAAUCCAAAUCACAAUCACCCAUGAGCCAAGUGAAUCAAAAUACGCCCGCGCCCACCAGCGCAGCUUCACGCAAGUCAGUGUCCCCUCCUUCUAAAUUGCCCAAACAAGGAAAUUUCAAACCGACACAUGAACGAUCUCGAUCCACGCCUGAAUCCAAUGCCACUAUAAAGUUCCGUCAUUUACAAGUAUCCCCCACUGGCAAUAAAUUUGCCCGCGGCAUAGAUUUGGAAACUGGCGAACGAAACACCACUAAUGCCGUGAUUGCUGCUGCGGCAUUGACUGCUGCUGCUGACGUCCCGCUUCCUUUGAAACACGGUGAUGGGAAACGCAAUAGUCUGAGUGCAUCUUCUUCGCCAAUUUUGGCUACUUCCAAGGCCACGGUGGUAAAGCUUGAAGCUCUACCCAGUGAGAAAAAGGAGGAAGAUCAAUUGACUGAACCCGAGCCUGAAACUGAAAAAACUGACGAUGAGAAAACCGAGGAUGAAACUGCAGCUAAACUAAGCAAGGGUUCUUCAUCUUCACCUCCAGCACAACAAAAAAUUAAAGAUGAAAAUACAGUCUCGCCAGCAACGAAAUUCCAAGCACCACCAUUGUCAACAUACCAAGUCGACCCCGAUUCUGGAUUGAUUGGAUGUAUUUGUGGAAUUGAAGAUGAUGAUGGAUUCACUAUCCAAUGUGACGUGUGUUAUAGAUGGCAACAUUGUCUAUGCAUGGGGUUCCAAUCAGCUGACGAAGUUCCUGAAGACGAGUACAAGUGUUACUAUUGUGAUGAGCUGACCUGGGGUAAAUUUGACCCUGAACUUUGUCGUCAACAAACUUUGGCUCGUUUACAAAAUGAACGGAUGACUUCGUCGUCGCAAGAUCGGUCUGAAUACUCGAAUAAUAACGUGGCUCCACAGCAAACUGAGCAGAAUAAUGCUCCACCUAGUAACAAACGAAGACAGUCUGGACCCGAGAAACAGGCGGAAAAGAAGAAGAAACUCGACGAAAAGAAGGAUACGGCACCAGGUACGACCACAGCCCAACAAGCUAAGUCGCCAAGUCAACCCCUCGAACAAUCCCAUGAAGAUGAAACACUACCCAACAAAGACAAUGAGUUAUUAGAGGAUGGAAUCACGGCGGAAUCAUACCAGUCGGUAUAUUACAAGCUCAAGCAGAAUGACUAUAAGAAACAAUCGAUUAAGGAGUUUAUUGAGCAUGUGGGACACGAGUUUUACCAAGGGUAUUUAAGUUUACCUAAAGCUGAUCAACAAAAGAAGGUAGUGAACAAUGUAGAAAUCAUGACGUUUAACCAAUUCAAGGCAUUGAAAAUGAGCAAGGUUCACCUCCCUAACCAUCGCAAGUAUCUUCAAGAACAUCAUAAAUUUUCCAAGAAAAAGAAUUUUAACAAGACUACUAUCCAAGUGAAGCCAUAUUCUGAUAAUCAAAAACAGAAAUUCAAUGGUAUUUCAAGAUUGUCGUUGUUUAUUAGUGGUAGCAACGGCGGUUCCUCUCCUGUCAAUGGUGCCAGUGAAGCAAUUGUGAUUCCGGAAAAUACCCCUGUUAUUGAAUACUUGGGAGAAAUUGAUUUAUUUAAGAAUUACAGAAACGAUUCCACUAAUCAAUAUACUAGUUGGGGUACUACAAAACCUAAAGUGUUGAAGACAGCAAUUCCUAGCAAAGAUGGUGAAGUUAGUCUUGUCUUGGAUUCACGGUUUGUUGGUAAUGAAAGUCGAUUUAUUCGAAAAUCAUGUCCUUCUUCAGCCAACUGUCGGAUUCAACCUGUGUACAUCCCUGAGAAGAACACGUUUAAGUUCAUGGUGCUCACUUCUAAACCAAUAACAUUAAAGGCUGAAAGUCAUGAUGAAGAAUUACGAUUGCCCUGGGAAUGGGAUGUUGAACAUCCAAUUUUGAAAUUGUAUGAGAAUAACCACAGUGAAAAAUUUGAAAAUUUAACCAAUGUGGAAAAAUCAGCCUUGAUCACUUAUAUUGACAACAUUCUUAACUUUGUCGAGUGUGGUUGUUCAUCUUCAAAUAAUCUUUCCACAUGUGCCAUAUUCAAAAUCAAAAAGGCCACUUCUUAUUUGUUAAGAUCUACCAGGAAGGCAAAUUCAAUCAGCAAUGUGAAUUUAAUGAAGUCGAAGGAUGAGUUGAUUUUACCUCGUCCUUCAAAAGAAUAUAUCUCAUGGGAAGAGCGGUUGAUUAAACGGGAUUUAGAAUUACAAUCGAAAUUCUUAGGCGCUUCUGCUGAGUUAUUGGAUCAGACAUUAGUGAAUAACAUAGAAGAGCAGGAAAGUGCUGUUGACAAACCACCAAUGUUGUUCAAGAUUCCUUUCAAGCAACAGUUGAUUACUAGAAUCAAGGUUCUGCCUGAGGAAUUAGCUCCGGAAGCAGAUCCAGAUGCUAUGAAAGAAGAUCAAGAAGAGCAUGAAGAAUCGAAUGAAGAUAUUCCAUUUCCUGUGGUACCUGAUUUGGUUAUAAGUAUAGACAGAACCAUUGAAGAGAACUUGAAACCAAUCGUGAAAGAAGUGGAAACCAAGGCAUUGCAACCAUUGGUUGAUGAACCUGAUUUGUUGGAUACAAAGAGUGAAGUUGAAAUUAUACAAAAGGUUGUGGCAGCAACUGUUAAUCCAGUUGCUGAGCCUGUUCCGGAAGUUGUGGUGAGCAAGAAAAUAGCCGAGUUGAAGGAGACAGUGGCACCUACUGCCCCUAAGGUUGUUAAAAAGUUAUCAUUUGCGGAUUAUAAAAAGAAGAUGAAGUAGAGUGAUGUAAGUAUUUUUAUUUAGUUUGUUAUUUCUUAUCAUGUAUUAUAAAUAUAGAAAAUUAUGU
Messenger RNA from Spathaspora passalidarum NRRL Y-27907, 3654 nucleotides. It is a transcript of the gene SET3, whose product is annotated as histone-binding protein. Bases 141 to 3587 code for a protein of 1148 amino acids. The record is from RefSeq and is a predicted model, not a curated record. The transcript has a single exon. NCBI's taxonomy places the organism in Eukaryota, Fungi, Ascomycota, Pichiomycetes, Serinales, Debaryomycetaceae.